Molecule: messenger RNA, 1464 nt
Organism: Oldenlandia corymbosa var. corymbosa
Lineage: Eukaryota; Viridiplantae; Streptophyta; Magnoliopsida; Gentianales; Rubiaceae
Source: the annotation of a GenBank genome assembly
AUGGGAAACGAAAGAGAUCAGUUUCACAAAAAUGGCAGCUUGUACGUUGAACACAACCUAGAAGCUCCGCAGAAUGGUGACCUCAAGAAUUUUGACGAUGAUGGUCGCCCAAAAAGAACCGGAACGGUGAUAACUGCAAGUGCCCACAUCAUAACGGCGGUGAUUGGGUCGGGAGUGCUGUCGCUAGCAUGGGCUAUAGCUCAGUUGGGUUGGGUCGCCGGUCCGGCGGUCCUCCUCGCAUUUUCCUUCAUCACCUUCUUCACUUCCACUCUUCUCGCCGACGCUUACCGGGCUCCCGGUCCGGUCACCGGCACCCGAAACUACACCUACAUGGACGUUGUUAACGCCCACCUCGGAGGAUUUAAAGUAAAGCUAUGUGGACUGGCUCAGUAUAGUAAUCUUGUCGGAAUUACAAUUGGAUACACUAUUACAGCUUCCAUUAGUAUGGUGGCGGUCAAGAGGUCAAACUGUUUCCACAAGCACGGUCACCACGUCAAGUGUAACAUAUCAAAUUACCCAUUCAUGAUCAUAUUUGCAGUCAUACAAAUUCUUCUCAGUCAAAUCCCAAACUUCCACGAGCUCUCUUGGCUUUCAAUUAUGGCUGCUGUCAUGUCUUUCGCUUAUUCUGCUAUUGGUCUCGGACUCUCGCUAGCCAAAGUCAUUGGCGGUGCACAUGCGAGGACGACGUUAACAGGAGUGACAGUAGGGGUGGACGUGUCGGGGUCGGAGAAGGUUUGGAGAACUUUCCAAGCCAUCGGAGAUAUAGCUUUUGCUUAUGCCUAUUCAACUGUCCUUGUUGAAAUCCAGGAUACACUAAGAUCGCACCCUCCAGAAAACAAGGCCAUGAAAAGGGCUUCUGGUGUAGGAGUUUCAACCACCACCUUAUUCUAUUUCCUUUGUGGCUGUCUUGGAUAUGCAGCAUUUGGAAACAAUGCCCCUGGAAAUUUUCUCACCGGAUUCGGGUUCUAUGAGCCCUUUUGGCUAAUUGAUGUUGCCAAUGUCUGCAUUGCCAUCCAUCUUAUUGGUGCAUAUCAGGUAUUUGCGCAGCCACUUUUCGGCUUUGUUGAGAAACGCUGCGGCGAAAAAUGGCCAGAAAGCAACUUCAUAAAUAAAGAGCAUGCAUUUAAAGUGCCAUUUUUGGGUACUUCCUCCAUUAACAUGUUCAGGUUGGUGUGGAGGACAAUAUAUGUGAUAAUAACAGCAGUCUUAGCCAUGAUCUUCCCCUUCUUCAACGAUUUCUUGGGCUUAAUUGGAGCAGGAUCCUUCUACCCUUUGACUGUGUAUUUCCCAAUAGAAAUCCACAUUGCCCAAGCCAAGAUACCCAAGUAUUCUUUCACUUGGAUAUGGCUUAAAAUACUCAGCUGGGCUUGCCUGGUUGUAUCGCUUGUUGCGGCCGCCGGAUCCAUUCAAGGCCUGUCUCAAGAUGUCAAGACAUACAAGCCUUUCAAAGUUCAAAAUGAAUAA